AUGAAGAGAAGGCUGAAUCUAACUAAUUGCAAAUAAUUAAAUCAUAAUCAAGCUCUAAAAGUGUAGAAAAAAUCAAAACUCAAACAAGCUCAUAAACCUAGAUAAAAUAGGUUUAAGAUGAAGAAGAAAUCUAAAAAAUCAGUGUUUAUCUGUAACUUUCUAGAGCAAAAAAGGUAGCAAUUUUUCAUAAAUUUUUUAGUAUUUUUUAUAUUUUAGAUGAUAUCCUUUAAAGGCCAUUAAGAUUCACUCUGCUUUACUUAAAAACAAUACACACCUUAGUUAUUUCAAUAUUAUUCUAAGGUUAUAAUAUGCUAAUUUAGCAGGUAAUAAUAGCCAUAAUAAACAGCUCAUUAAUGA
Molecule: messenger RNA, 357 nt
Organism: Tetrahymena thermophila SB210
Lineage: Eukaryota; Ciliophora; Oligohymenophorea; Hymenostomatida; Tetrahymenidae
Product: transmembrane protein, putative
Exons: 1
Source: RefSeq, a predicted model, not a curated record